Molecule: messenger RNA, 1154 nt
Organism: Rhodofomes roseus
Lineage: Eukaryota; Fungi; Basidiomycota; Agaricomycetes; Polyporales; Fomitopsidaceae
Exons: 3
Coding region: 74-799 (241 amino acids)
Source: RefSeq, a predicted model, not a curated record
UGGCCCUGGACGCGUACCGCCGCCGCCAUUACAUACCCCUUCCCGCUCACAGCCUGUAUAACACCAUCCUACCAUGUCCGCCUGUAAUGCCGACGACUUUGUCCUCGUCGCUCCCCGCCCUGUCCGCCUCGCCGCCCCCGCCCCCGCCCCUCCUUUCUCCCCCUUCCAGGGCGCCCUCAACCGCCCCCAAACCCGCGUGCCCGGCGUGCGCUUCGUCGCCGAUGGCGUAGAUCGCCUCAAGUUGGGCGAGGACGUCUUCCAGACCCAGGACGACAUCGUCAGACUGCCCCCGCCCGAGCCUGCCGAGAAGGACCCUGUAUCUCCUCGCGCCUCUCCCCGGUCCACCUCGGCCGAGGUUCUCGAGGAGUUCCUCUCCAUCCUCCAGUCGUCGAGCUUCCGCUUCCAGCCCACCUCGCCCAUCCUCCGCACGAACAAUGGGAGUGCCUCGCACACCUUCUACUACCGUGCGUCCUCCAGCCUGGGUGGGUCCCACCCAGAUGGGCUUGGGCUGUCGUCCCUCGGAGAGACCGCCGACGAGAUGCGGAAGGAUAGCGCUACGCCUGCGUACCCAUUCAAGCUUAUCGGGUCUGGGUCCCUCGCGUCGCCUGUGUCGCGCACGCACACGCGCAACCCCUUCCAGCGCCACCCAUCCUACGAGAACGCCAUCGCUGGCAUUUUCCGUCCGCUCUCCGCGUCACCUGGGCCGCUGUCCCCGGGCUCACCUGCCAUAGUCUCCAUGUCCCCGGCAGCGGUUCCCCUGCCCCUGCCCACCCCCGACGAGCUAGAGGCAACCUCAUAGAAGCCCGAUCAGCACACCGGUCAGGAGUUUCUCCAUAGACCGCUCAUCUCACCACGUUCUUUACCAGCCAUACACUAUCUAUAACCCUUACCAGAGCUAUCGUCGCCCCUUUCCACCCGUGUAUCUGUACCACUACUGUAGAUCUGUCCAUAUUUACGGCGCACCAUCCUGUCCACCGUAUACCUCCUGUCUUCUGCGUUUACUCAGGCUCUCUUUUGUUUUGUUAUUACCCUCGAUUGAUUUGCUGCUGAUCCAUAUUUGCAUAGCGUCUCGCGACGGCUUUGUCGUAGCUCUUUCCUGUGGUAUAGUCUAGAUUCGCUGUAAUGAAGCUUAAGUGAAGAGUCGCCUUGUGUUA